Messenger RNA from Perca fluviatilis (European perch), 3330 nucleotides. RefSeq lists its product as uncharacterized. Lineage: Eukaryota; Metazoa; Chordata; Actinopteri; Perciformes; Percidae. The record is from RefSeq and is a predicted model, not a curated record. The coding region runs from base 580 to 3330 and encodes 916 amino acids. The transcript has 3 exons.
UGUUGAGGAUGAGGACCAGCCUGAACCGGAGUGUUAAAUAUCAAGUUCCCACCUGACCUGCCUUAUUCAUGGACUGUCAAUCACCACUAAAACCACGCCCCUAUCCAAUCUAUAUAACUCCGCCCUUCAGGCCUGUGGCCCUCUUUUCCCUCCAAACAAAACCAGGCAGAACAAAGAAAGGAGUGAUGUGAGUUGAUGGACCUUUUCAUUGUAUAACCCUUACUAUUUGGUCAGUUGAAUGUUAUACCUUGAAGUUGAAUGUAUCUUGUUUGAUUUAUGCUAGAUUUCAGGGUGACAUCCUGCUUAACGUUAAGAGAAAACCGUAGUACAGAUUGUGGAUGCAGUGCAGACUGUGGAUGCAUUACUGAUACAAAAUCAUCCAUUCAUCCAUGCAUCCAUUCAUCCAAUUACCUGCCACCAGUGUAAACCUUUCCCUGCCUUGAUAACAAUAAAACCUUGGAACGGCACUGGAUCCUGUGUUUAAAUGUGCACACCACAUUAGAUGUUCAGUGAACCAACACCAUCAGCGAAUAAGAGUUUUGAACAUGGUCCUUCGAGCCGGAGGAACAUCUAUGUAGGAUGACGGACCCAGAAGCCGUUUCAGCUGGAGAAGAGGGGCAGCAUGGAGGAGGAGGAAGGCCACGCAGGGGGAGUGUGCCUCCGACAUAUCUACAAGACUACCAAACCGAGUUCUAUGGCAGGCCAUCCAGACCCAUAACGGAGUGUGCAGAACAUGUGUCGUCAGCGACUUCAGAGACAGUUCUAUUACGUCAGGAGGUAUCACAAUUAAAGGCUAUGGUUAAAGAACUAGUAGGAAGAGUUCAACAGUAUGAACAACUGAGCUACUCAGAGGAGGACUCGGAGGCGGAGCCACUGAUUGGUACUGAGGACCAGGACAGAGCCCAAUCUGAGCCUAACCUGCAGCUGUCUGAGGCAGUACCUGUAAACCCCGGAAAAGUUUCCCAAUCAGCCCAAACCAUUUAUCCUUACGUCCCUAGGCCCUCUUUCCUUAUGGAAUGUAAGCAUAACAGACUUGCUCCAACCUCCUAUGCAAGACAUGGUCCAGAGCUUCCACUGCAGGAACACUCGGGUCUGUUACCUUUAACCUCAUCAGCUCAUGGGCACAUGCCUGUAAUUCAGCCUCCUUUAUCCCCACAAAUACAUCAGAGUCCCAUACAAGUGCAAACAGACCAUAUGCCACCAACCUCUUCUGUCCGUGACACAUCCCACCAAAUAUACAUCCCAGUACCAUCACAGGGGGUUAGCACAGCCCCAGUAGGCUACGGCCCUCGCGGUCAAUCACUUUAUCCCCAUCCUAGAACUCAGGUGACAUCAACCAGUUUACAGUCAUCUGCUUACCAUUCUAGAUAUGUAGAUCCAUACCAGUUUCAGCAUGUGACUCAGCAACCUGUACAGCAGUCUCAACCCCAAUACCUUCCGUCCCGGCCACUUCCAGUGCCAUAUGCCCCAGGGUUUACUGGAAUUCCCCCUGGCCCAAGCUUUUCAGCACCUGUGGCUCCUGUACAGCAGGCUUCAAGGUAUCCAUCGAGAGUAGAGGGGCCUUCAUUCCCUUAUUUCAUUCAAAAUGACCCUCAUGAGUUUAUCAUGUUGAAAAUGGCCUUUAUAAACCUUCUACAAGAUGAACCAGAAUUGUACAAAUUUCAUAUCCUGUUGGACCAUCUACACCUUCCCUCUGCACGCCAUAUCGCCCUUUCAUAUGCCCAUGAUCCACGACCUUUCUCCAUGGCACUGGCGGCCUUGGAGCGACAAUAUGGCCAACCUCAUCAAUUGGCCCUCAGAGAGAUCCAGACCAUAUUAGAUCUCCCUAAACUGGCUCAUGGGGAUGCAGAAGGGUUCCAAAGUUUUGCAGUUAGAGUGAGGUCAUUAGUGGGCAUGCUACAAUCCCUCAGAUCAGGAGAAAGUGCUGCUGAACUGGCCUGUGCUUCACAUGUUCAGCGGUUGUUGAGUAAACUCCCUGCAGAGCUAGUUUCUAGCUUUGCUAGACAUGCCCGCUUAGCCUCUCCUAAUGCUCAUUACGACUUAGUGGACUUCUCUGCAUGGCUUGAGGGUGAGGCGGAAUGUCAAGCUGUUGUAGCGCAGGCCACUACCCUUUGUAUUGGUGCUCCCCAGGCCCAAAGGAAGGAUACAAACCAAAGAUUCAGGUCUCCUUCAGCUACCAUUCUCCACGGGGCUGAUCGGAAGUCUCCACACGGACACAAUGGAUCCGGACAUCAGCCACAAUCCCAAAUGAGGUACCCAUGUGUAUAUUGUCAGUCAACCUCCCACUACCUGACUCAUUGUGAAAGCUUCAAAGACUUGAGUGCAGAUAAAGUAGUAAAAUGGUUGAGGGAACACAACAGAUGUUGGAAAUGUAGUAGAACUCACAAAGCAGCAGAUUGCACUUUGAGAAAACCGUGCCCCAGAUGUAACGGUCAGCACCUAGGCAUAUUACAUGAUGUCAAUAGAAACAAAAGCGCAUCUAGAGUGUUGUACAUGAACCCACAGAGCAUGUCAUCCAAACCACAUAUCCUGAUCGGAUCAGACAAUCCAUUCCUCAUCACACCUAUCGAGAGAGUCCAAUGUGGUCCAAAGGGAUCACCAGCUGCGGUGAAGACGAGGCUUGGAUGGGCUCUACAAGGACCUACUUCCCUUGGUGAGUUAUCUGACUCUGCUCACUGCCUCUUCACAUCACAAGCCAACUGUUACACCGAGCUGAAACACCAUGUAGAGAAACUGUGGCAAUUUGAUAUCUUCCCCUUUAGAAAUGAGAAAUUGAUCACUAGAUCAAAGCAGGAUAAGGAGGCCAUGGACCUUUUGCAGGCAAAGACCUUACGAGUAAACACAGAUGGAACUGAACGUUAUGCAACCCCUUUGUUGAGAAGGAAAGCUGCACCUGAGCUAAAUGCACCACUCCAAUCUGUAAUGCCCCUUCUUCGUAGAUCUGAGCGUAAACUGGAGAAAAACCCUGGAUUGGCUGACAUCUACACUAAUGAGAUCAAAAAACUAAAGUAUGCCGGUUACAUUGAGGAAGUUGAUGCGGGACGAAUUGCCGACUCCCAAGAAUCCUGGUAUAUCCCCCAUCACCUAGUCGAGCACAAUGACAAACACCGUGUUGUAUUCAACUGCUCCUUCACCUAUCAAGGCCAAUCACUUAAUGACCAGCUCCUUCCCGGCCCCAUGCUAGGCCCAUCACUACUUGGUGUUUUGCUCCGUUUCCGCCAACACAGGGUUGCUAUGAGUGGAGAUAUAAAAGGAAUGUUCCAUCAAGUGAGGCUCCUAUCAGAGGACAAACCGCUUCUCAGGUUCUUAUGGCGUGACAUGAAGCGAUGA